Messenger RNA from Bacillus rossius redtenbacheri, 1576 nucleotides. RefSeq lists its product as uncharacterized. Gene Ontology annotation, molecular function: nucleic acid binding. The coding region runs from base 91 to 837 and encodes 248 amino acids. NCBI's taxonomy places the organism in Eukaryota, Metazoa, Arthropoda, Insecta, Phasmatodea, Bacillidae. The transcript is spliced from 4 exons. The record is from RefSeq and is a predicted model, not a curated record.
GUAACAGUCGACACCAUUUUGAAAGAAAUCAGGGAAAGACAAAUAGAUUAUUAUGGUGGAAGAUCAAGUCUUCAUAAAUUGUUAAAGAAGAUGGGAUUUUCAUGGACAACUGUUGAUGGACGAAAAGCUUUGAUAGAGAAUGAAAACAUAGUAUUGCAGCGAAUAGAUUUCUUGAGAAAGUAUAAAGAAGAAAAAGAAAGAGGAACUGUAUCAAAGUCAUGGCAGGACAAGAGUCUACAAUCUGCGAAGAGACGUACUGUUGGAGAUGGUAAAAGGUUUAUUGUUGUUAAUGCUGGAGGGCGCACUGGCUUUGUGCCAGGAGCAGGAUUACUUUUUGUUUCAGGUCAGAAGACUGCAGACUACCAUGGCGAGAUGAAUGGGGAAACUUUCUUGAUGUGGUUUGAAGACAUGUUGGUGCAUCUUGAGGAACCCAGUGUCAUCAUAAUGGACAAUGCUUCAUAUCACAGCACCCAGGUUGAGAAAACACCUACAACGAACUGGACCAAGGAUGCACUGAUCGCGUGGCUGGAGAAGAAUGAGAUAAAACAUGAAAAUAAUUUGUUGAAAGUGGAGCUGCUGAGAAUAGCUAAACAAAACAAGCCCCGAAUACGAUGGGCGAGGUGUGUGGAUCACGUGGAGAAGCUAAUUCAAGCAGACUGGGAGAGAGAAGUCCACAUAGACAGCGGCACCAUUCCUCCACUCAUCAUCCACCUCGGCAAGGAUAGUUCAAGUGAAGACAGUGACAGCGAAGAAUUUGAGGUUACGACACAGCAAGUAGAUGGAGACAGUGAAGUACUGGCAGUUCCUCUUGAUGAUUUACCCGGGUGUUCUUAUUGAGGUCUGUAUGUAAUAAACACCUGGGCAACUGUAAGUAUUGGGGUUUGAAACAUUUUUUUUUCUUUUAUGCAUUCCCAUUAAGUAUGUUGAUUACUGGAACUUUAUGUAUUAACUUUAUAUUACACAUAUUAUGAUAAAUUUAUAAUAAAUUUCAUUUCUGGAUUCGUAUAGGUGUAUGUGAAACAUUUUAUUUUGUUGUGUGUCUUCAUUUUUCAGUGAACUUACUUGGAAAACAAAAAGCCAGUCCCCAUCCAGGGCCACAAAUAAAUAAUGCAUAUAAGUGGUAUAGAAAUUACUGUCAAUUCUUUACCACAAUUUUACUGUUCAUAAAAUUAUGAUUUUGUCUAAUAAGUAUACUCAGGAAAAUGUAUAUAACCAUAUUUUUAUUUGUGGCCUUAACCGGCAAAAUGGUAGGGGUUUAUUAAAUAAAAGAAGAAAAUUCAUUUUUAAAUGUUUUCAUCUGAAUUUGUUAAUUUUAUUAAACCUUCAAUCCUUAGUCUUUUCCAGAUUGCUUAGAUGGACAGCCAUAUGUAUAAUUUACAAUACUUUUUUUUUCAGAUGCAGAAAACUGUGUUGAACUGUACUAAAGGAUGAUAUUUAUUGCUUACAUAAAUGUUGUAAAUUUAUAUGUUCUCCUAAAAAUUUACUUUAAAUUAUAUGUUAUUUCUUUAGCUAACAAACUUAUUUUUUAAUAUUUUUACCAUUGGGUAUCAUAAAUGUUAUGAACAUAUACAUGUAU